AUGCUCCUUACCAUAGCUGCAGAGAACCGAACAACCUCUGCAUCAAGGAAGGUGGAUAUGGUGCAAUAUUUGGACAGACUUGGCACUGAAUAUCCCCCAAAUGCAACAAAGGUAAUACUGUAUAAAAUCAUCCUGGCCAGGAAACCACCGCCAGUGUAUCAAAUUGACAACUUGCUGAAGCUUCAUGGACACGAGGUCAUUCGGUUGCCGCCUUACCACUGCGAUCUAAAUACUAUUGAACUUGUGUGGGGACAUAUAAAGAACAACGUGGCCAAGAAAAAACGUUCCUUCAAAUUAAGAGAUGAGAAGAACAUCGUUCAUGAAGAAAUCCGAGACGUUACGCCAGAGUUGUGGAACCGUUGUGUACAGCAUGUGCUAGAUAUUGAACAGCAGUACUGGAAAAAGGAUGGUUUGCAAAAGGGGUGUGUUAACCCAGUGAUUGUGGAUUUGAACUCAGACAGUGACACAGACGUAGAACUAGGUGUAUACGACACUUCAGGAUCAGAUGGAGAACAGUGA
Molecule: messenger RNA, 519 nt
Organism: Haliotis rubra (blacklip abalone)
Lineage: Eukaryota; Metazoa; Mollusca; Gastropoda; Lepetellida; Haliotidae
Exons: 1
Coding region: 1-519 (172 amino acids)
Molecular function (GO): nucleic acid binding
Source: RefSeq, a predicted model, not a curated record